Suillus clintonianus is the source of this 443-nucleotide messenger RNA. RefSeq lists its product as uncharacterized. Bases 67 to 288 code for a protein of 73 amino acids. NCBI's taxonomy places the organism in Eukaryota, Fungi, Basidiomycota, Agaricomycetes, Boletales, Suillaceae. The record is from RefSeq and is a predicted model, not a curated record. The transcript is spliced from 3 exons.
GUCUCGUUCACUUUGCGAAAAUAGCCUACCCAGCCCACAAUCUCACCAUUCUCAUUCAUCAGACUUAUGAUCCCCCCCUUCAGGACCUUCAACUUCUGUUUCUCUCGGCUGGUUAUGAUUGCUUUCGUGGCGGCACGGAAUGUGUUAUCGAACGAAAUACUUAUGCCUGUUCAGCAUUCAAGAUAUUCCUCAGACUCCCUUUCCCGCGUUGCUGACACAAACUCCUGGAAGAUCUCGCUGACCAUGUCAUGCGAGAUCGGCCUCGCAUUGUACUCUUUUACGUCGUAAGGACCCGAGAACGCCCGAAGUGGAUUUGGGCUGAAGAAAUCCAUCCCAUGUCGUGUCGUUCGACGUGAUUUCCAAGCUUGAAGGUAAUCCAGCUUCCGCCUGUGGUACUCAAGCAAAUGAAGUUCUUUUUGAAAGUAACAGCACAUCUGUAGAAA